AUGGUGCACGACCGCGCUGCCGGGACCUCGGCCCCCCGCAGGCCCGAGCCCCGAACCCUAGCCUCCAUGCGCGCCAGGGGCCCUCCGCCUCCCCCGCCGAUUCCGCCCUCGCCGCGGAUGUACCUCCGGGGGCCUCCCCCGCUCCCGCCUCCCGGGACCAUCCCGCCGCGCCCGAUCAUCAUCCGCCUCGAUCCCGCCACCGCGCAGCGGAUGGACAUGCUCCGGAGCGUCUCUCUCAUCAAGUUCCUUAGGGAGGAUGCGAGGGUUGUGCCCUCGGAGGAGGAGGAGCAGAGGAGGGAAAUGGUGGUAAGCGAGCUCGAGAAGAUAGUGAUGGAUUGGGCGAAGCAGGUGGCGUUCGAUCAGGGGGAACAACAUUGGAUCACAACAGCCACGGUGUUGACCUUUGGCUCCUAUGCUUUGGGGGUAUAUGGACCUGAAUCUGAUAUUGAUGCAGUCUGUGUUGGCCCUUGCAUUGCAUCACUACAACAUCAUUUUUUCGUUGUCCUGAGACAAAUGCUUGAAGCAAGGCCAGAAGUAUCAGACUUGCAUUCUAUCGAAAGUGCCAGGGUUCCGUUGAUGCGCUUUAAAUUCAACGGCGUGUCAGUUGAUUUUCCGUAUGUCCAGCUGCCAGUUAUCAAUGCUGCAGAGGCCAUACAUGCAUUUGAUCCCCGUUUGCUUGAGAAAGUUGAUGGGGCAAGCUGGAGAUGUCUAUCUGGAGUUCGUGUUAAUAGAGAAAUCAUGCAAUUUGUUCCAAAUAUGAAGAAGUUUCAAGUUCUGCUGCGGUGCCUUAAACUCUGGGCAAGAAGAAGAGGGAUUCAUUGUCAUCUAGUUGGUUUCUUUGCUGGAAUUCAUUUGGCGGUUCUCGGAGCAUAUGUUUGCUGCAGACAUCCAAAUGCUAGUGUCAAUGCUUUGUUAUCUCUGUUCUUUGAGAUAUUUUCUCACUGGCCUUGGCCUCUUCCAGUGAGUUUGCAUGAUCAGACACCUCUUUGGAGUCCUGACGGGUGCUCCCUCAUGCCUAUAGUGAUGCCCUGCUUUCCACCAGAAUUUUGUGCCUCUAGUGUAACAAAAAGCACUUUCAAGAAAAUUGAAGAUGAACUUAGGCGAGGGUUCGCUUUGACCAAGGAUAUAAGGAAUAUUGAUAUCGACUGGUCUUGGAUUUUUGCACCAUAUCCAUAUGGUGAAAGAUAUGAGCAUUUUCUUCGCAUAGUUCUCUCAGCUCCAACAACUGAAGAGUUACGUGAUUGGGUUGGAUGGGUCAAAUCACGAUUCCGCAAUCUUAUUCUCAAGCUGGAAAGCCUUAAUGUUGGUUGUGACCCAGAUCCCUCAGAGCAAGUGGAUCAUACCAUCGCUGAGCCAAAUGUUGUAUUCUUGUGGGGUCUCAUGUAUAGGAAUACUCAGAUCUGUACAAGUUCUCUCAAAAAGGACUUCAUGAAAAGUGUCAUCAACAACAUCUAUGGAAAGGAAAAGUGUGCCCAUUCAGACAUAACAAUGUCUAUUGUCAGUACGCUUCAGCCGCUUAAAAGCUUGCCUGAUCAGUCGGUUCACUCACAGAAACUGCUGAAUCUGCCAUCAUUAAUGCUGGGUUUCCGACAGAUGAAUCUGGGCUACCAACCGAUGAAGCAGGACUGCAAUGCAGUUGGUUAAGUCUCCGGUUUCAUAUUGACCUUGUUCUUCACCUGUGGAUAUCCAGAUGAGAAUAGUUAGAAACCUAAUUUCCUUGGCUUUUGGAGGGUGUUUGCAACAUCAGAUAGAAUAUCCGGCGGUUCUUGCGGAGCUGGGGGCCUGGGGCUUCUUCAUUCCUUGGUGUGGAAGUGUUUUUGUUCGAGCUGGCUGCUGAGAGAUGGAUCUUUUUCCCCUAAAGCUUCCAGGGGGAAGUAUAUGUUCAUUCAAGCGGAUAAUUCAUGUUCUUAGGCUUGUGCAGGUACAUGUACACAGCAUAGAGACUGGUAUACAAGUGACAGAGGUAUAGCGGUAUAGAAGUGUAUGUAGAACUGUAGUUGUAAUGUUUCGUACCCAGCAGCAGAAUGUGUAAAUUGCCUUUUAUGGUCAGAGCUGCUUGCUGGGUACAAUUGCGGGGUUUGAUAAGUGUUGUGGAUAGCCUGCUAUGCUAUCCAUUUUUACUGUUGUAGUCUGCAGAAAACUGCUGCAUGUACUGCUGUUCAAGAGUUCUUAUCUAGUGAACCAUCCGGAUGAAUGAAAAAUGUUGUUGUUGUUCUCAA
Lolium rigidum is the source of this 2219-nucleotide messenger RNA. Its product is annotated as nuclear poly(A) polymerase 3-like. The coding region runs from base 1 to 1644 and encodes 547 amino acids. Gene Ontology annotation, molecular function: poly(A) RNA polymerase activity; RNA binding. The record is from RefSeq and is a predicted model, not a curated record. NCBI's taxonomy places the organism in Eukaryota, Viridiplantae, Streptophyta, Magnoliopsida, Poales, Poaceae. Gene Ontology annotation, cellular component: nucleus. The transcript is spliced from 10 exons.